Spodoptera frugiperda (fall armyworm) is the source of this 1844-nucleotide messenger RNA. RefSeq lists its product as uncharacterized. The record is from RefSeq and is a predicted model, not a curated record. The transcript has 2 exons. NCBI's taxonomy places the organism in Eukaryota, Metazoa, Arthropoda, Insecta, Lepidoptera, Noctuidae. Bases 37 to 1092 code for a protein of 351 amino acids.
GUCCACUUCAAGUGCUCAGUUCAUUGGCUUUGAAUAAUGCUGGUAGUAAACCUGAUUUUAAUCUUGGUCAUACUCCAGGAACUUCACUACCCGCCUUGUGUUGCGGGGCCCUCGAAAAACGUGUUACCUCCAUUUACAACAAUUGUGAAGCACGACCCAAGAGUAGCAUUUUACGCGAAAAUGGGAUGGAAAAAAGCAAUAAAUCCAUGGAUCCAUCCUAUAUAUCACAAGCAGACCUACUUACAUAGAUGUUCUAAUGUCGUACUUUUUGUAAUUAAUAUAAACAAUUACUCAGGUUCGAAUAGAGAACAAACAAUUAUAACCACAGGAGUUUUCAUUAGCUCAACUCGUGUCCUCACUUCAUUUAAUCCAUUUAAAAAAUAUUUACAAGAUGCUGAAGUUGUUAACAAAACUAUAAUACUUUCGCCGCAUUAUUUUUGGCACAAUAAAAAAUACGGACAUGCAUACGUCGCACCACGUGUAGAUACGAUUGAAUGUGGACGUCAAAUAAUGCCUUUACCGGAUGAUGCUGAUGUGCUUUAUGUAAACAAAGAAGAAAAGAUUUCCCCACUUCACGAUUUAAUGGUGUUUAGAGUAACUGAACCUAAGGAGUUUUUGCACCCUGAUGCAUAUACUGUGUAUUUAAAAUUCAGUCCACAGUGGCGGUUUUGGAAUAUGAGCGUGCCAGGAUUACCGCUUGCCGACCCACUUGAUGAUAUAUUUGACAAUUUAUUGAUAGAAGUCGUUGGAUUCGGUUUUAUUAAUGAAACCGAAUUUAAAAAGGAACCUAAAAGAAUGCACGAGGUUAGUUUCUUUCCUAACCCGGUCGACAUCUUGGACUGCGACAGUUGGAUACCUCGAGAGUGGGGUUACUUCAUAUGCGUCAGAAAUUUUUUUAGUAGUCCAGCGCUGCCGUCUGGUGCCGUUUUGUUAUCAAGUUCAAAUGUGUAUGGAAUAGGCAGUUUCAUGUUGACCAGAAAUGGGGAAUCAAUUUUUGUUUUCACUGACGUGAGACCUUAUAGGAACCAAAUAUUGCAUGCUUGCUCUAUAUACGAGUUCGAAGAUACUCCAGACCCAAGAAUAUGGUGGUGACCAAAGUAAUCUUAGAUGAAACCAUAAUAAUAUCGUACGAUGUCUUCCAAUUUUAUUGUGCAUCAAGUUACUUUUAAAACAUUUACCUUAAUAUGGACAAGGCUAAAUGAACAUUCUCUAAAAGCCAAAUAUUAACUGCACUUAUGGCACGGUGACUGGGCAAUCAGCUGUCGCACAUCUUGUAACGGAUUCGAUCCUCAUCCGGGGCAAGGCACACGUGUAUAUGAAAUUAUGUUUGUAAACGGACCCACAACACAGGAGAAAAUCCUAGUGUGGAGAAAUAUUUUUCUAAAAUGAAGAAAAUCUUUAGUUGAUGCAGAGACAAACCAGUUCAAUGGUAGAUGCAAUGAACCAAGUAUAAUCCGGUACCUACUUCCAGUUGAACUACAGAGAGUUUUGGGAGGUUGUGGCGGGUGGGCCCAUUUAAAACAAGAUAAUCCGGAUAUAAUAAAGAAAUGUAAAGAAAGAAAGAAAGAAAGAAAAAUCAUUUAUUCGGCACCGGGCACGAUGCACCAAAACAAAACACAAAAUAGAAGAAAAAAAAAAUGGUAAAAUUAAUUAAUACAUUUAAAAAACACAAAAAAAUGCACUACUUAAUUAUAUAGAAAAAAAAAAAAACACAUACAAACACACAACAGAUAAAAGAAAAAAAAAACAAGGUGGCAACGUGCCCAAGCCAAAAGGGUUGCCACCUCAGUAUGAGCUGGGCACCGAAAGUACCCAGCACUGAUUUUCAGUUGGCACCCUUUGCA